AUGCUAUGCGCUUCAAUAGCCUUCGCCAGUCCAUUACUCUCACCUGAGCUUGAAGACACCUUCGCCAACCUCAAGGCCAGACAAGAGGGUCUGGACGAUCGCAAGAACGUUGGCGAGAUCUGUGGGCACGACAUCGACGACGGUAACGCUGAUGUCGCCAAGGACAUCUGGCGUGUGACGGGCGCCGACACCACACUCGACAUCAUUGCCUUGGGUUCGUACGACAAUUGGGUUCGCAACAUGGACCAAGCUGUCUUUGAUAAGCAACAGUCGGAUUCUUGGGACUGCGCUACUCUUGACGGAACAUAUGAGUUCUUCACGCGCGAUCGACCGGAGUACUAUUGGAUCAUGCGUUCUGUUUCCAAGGCGCAUACUGUCCUCAAGACUCUACACACAGAACUUGAGAGCAUCGUUCUUCUGAACUCGCUCAGCCUUGAUCAACUCAAGACAGACUUCGGUGUCGAGAACUCCAAAAUCAAUCCGGCCGGAGUUGCAAACGGUGCUUUCGCAUCAGCAUCUGGUGUCUUCGGGAUGGCGGGACUUCGAAGCGCAGAUCUCGCAACUCGGGCAGGACCUUACGGCGGAGCCCUUGCGGUGAUUAGUGGCGGGUUUGGAAUAGCUGCCUCUACGUACCAGCCAAGCGAUCCCGGGGCAACAAUGGAGACGAUGCUGGCUGAUUACUUCAACCAGAGCAGGAUCGCGAUUGCCGAUAUGGCACGAAACCUUUUUGGAGAAGGCGAUCAGAGCAAACUUCCCGAAGCGGGACAAUCUGGUGAUCGUAACUACUUCCAAUCGCCAGUGGGACGUACUUUCAACGAGGGCAAGUUCGUCAUUGAGAGUGUCGAUGCCGUAUGGAAGGAUUACAUCAACGUUGGCAACAAACUAUUGCAACAAGCACUUGGUACCCGUCUCUUGAGCGAGUUAGGCUACCUUGUCUUCAUCAACGUCGAAACUACAGAAGAGCUUUGCGUGACUGGAAAAAACUCCAACCUAUGGACCGAUGGCCUUUGUAUGGGCCUCUACCACACCCCCGAGUACGAACAUGAGUUUGGAAAUCCGAAUAGCUACAAGAUCUCUCCGCUCGACAACACGGUGGUGGACACGAUGACUGGAAAAUACGAAUUCAAUCUGAUGGAUGUCUACUCGAAUGCAAUCGAGUGUAAGAGAGCCCGUCAAGAUGGCGAGCGCGAAGUCGAUAUCCAGAACACCCCAUAUGGUGGUGAUUGGCCGCAAUGUAUGUUCAACAUCGAUGUGGUAAAGGGCAAAUUCAAGGGCGGCAAAUGGUUCGACGAUUUCGAGGCGCUAUGA
Messenger RNA from Alternaria ventricosa, 1308 nucleotides. RefSeq lists its product as uncharacterized. Bases 1 to 1308 code for a protein of 435 amino acids. Lineage: Eukaryota; Fungi; Ascomycota; Dothideomycetes; Pleosporales; Pleosporaceae. The record is from RefSeq and is a predicted model, not a curated record. The transcript is spliced from 3 exons.